Molecule: messenger RNA, 1030 nt
Organism: Ricinus communis (castor bean)
Lineage: Eukaryota; Viridiplantae; Streptophyta; Magnoliopsida; Malpighiales; Euphorbiaceae
Exons: 1
Coding region: 156-677 (173 amino acids)
Source: RefSeq, a predicted model, not a curated record
ACCUUUAUAAAAGCAGAUCAGUUCCCUCAUUUUGAAUGAAACCCAAAUCCCCAAACACACCCUUCUCCUUCUUCUUCUUCUUCAAAACUCAUUCCUACAUAAACAAGAGAAAGAAAAAACACAGAAACUAAAAAGAUUCUUUUAAGAAAAAUUCAAUGGCAACAAGUAAGAGCUACUUUGCGCGACAAAACUAUCGAUUUUUAUCAAGCGAUCAUCACGGGCCACUCGCGCACGACGCGACAUUCGAACUCGACGAGUCAGACAUAUACGGUAACUCAGUUACAACUCGUUCUAACUCACCCGAGUUUCGCAAACCGAGUUCACGAAUUUCAAAGAAAUCAACCACAACAUCGAGUAGAGCCUCCGCCGCCGGUGGAACGGCAUCUUCACUCCCGGUGAACAUACCGGACUGGUCAAAGAUAUUGAAAGAUGAGUACAGAGAGAAUCGAAGGAGAGACGUCGAUGAUGGCGGUGAUGACGAUGAUGAUGUGGACGGCGAGGAUUACUUUGACGGAGGAGGAGUUAGGGUGCCGCCACAUGAGUUUUUGGCGAGACAAAUGGCUCGGACGAGAAUCGCUUCUUUUUCGGUACAUGAAGGAGUAGGAAGGACUUUGAAAGGAAGAGAUCUGAGUAGGGUUAGAAAUGCAAUUUGGGAAAAAACUGGGUUUCAAGAUUAAAUACUAUCAAGUUUAGGGUUCUUGUUGUCAUUUCCUUCUUAGCAGGGGCAUAAACAUCAAGAAAAUAACAGCAAAUCACUAAAGAUUGAAGAGGAAUUUAUCAUUACUACUACAGGUCUUCUUCCUUUUUUUUUUUUUUUUGGUUCUUUUUAGAGUUGAGUGGUAAAUUCUUUUUUCUUUUACAUAUAUAUAAAUUUUAGUUCUUUUCUUCUUUGGGGGGUUUUUUUAUUUUUAAAUUUUGGUGACUAUUGUGUGUCAAAGAAUAUCACUUUCACGCUUGUGAUAUGCUAACUUGUUUCUUCGAGAUUGUAUUAGAAAUUGCAGAGGAAAUUAAGCUACUCUUUAUUUAUUUA